UGAGUCUGGACAUGACGCGCCUGUUCAACACAGUGUUAAUGCAGCACUCUCUGCCACUGGAUGCAGACGGACAGAUCACCAUCACCCAGUACUACACCAAACAGUACAUCCAGGGUUUCAUGACCAGCAUCAGCAAGUCACAAGCAGUGUACUCGGAUCACUUUAAGUGCUUCAUAUCUCUGGCAGUUCCCACGGCACCUCUGGCUAAAAACCAGCUACCGGAGAUUCCUUUUCCAGUGGAGGAGUUCUCGGAUAUCACUGAGCUGCGCUGUCUGGCUGAGAUGAUUGGACCCUAUGGAGUGCGCUAUAUCAACGAGGUCAUCUCGCAGAAGAUAUUAGCUCAGUAUCAGGAACUAAAGAAAUUGGCAAAUGAGCGGGCCCCGAAGUUGAACCAAAUUUACCAGCUGAUAGAGUCCAAGCCAGGAGACGCAGUCAAAUUAGGUGACACCCUGAUUAACAAAGAGGAUAGGAAGACAGUAAAUCAGCUGUUGACGAUGAUGGGCGCCUUCUUGGCUCUGAGGGAUCUACUCUCCACUGCCCUGAAUGAUGUACUGAAGAGGAGAGUCCCAUUUCUCAUGUCAUGUAUAUCCGGACUAGAAAAGCCAGACCAGAGACCGGAUGCAAAUGACUUGGCCGCCACAGCUGGCUUCAAAGUGAAGUACUAUGACCCCAUACUGCAACAGCUGCUCAAAAUAAAAAACUUCGAGCAACUGCGAACUGGCACUAAGCACGAGAAUGACCAAUUAGUGAACUGUUUCAUCACUCUCUUCGGAUUAUCGCUGCCUGACAUUGUGGAGCUGCACAACCUACCCUUCAACCGCUAUUAUGAAACGAGUGGUAGCAACGCCUUGUGUAUUGGCAAGGCAGUCAACUCUAUCAUCACAAUGACCCUGUUGAUGUUGCCUCAGCCGGAAGAAGAGUACAUCAGGAACUGCUUCGUGCGAUUCCUCACUCACGCCUCCAGCUGUGUGUUGAGGAUGUCGGAGGGAGGCAAUGCACAGUCGCCGGCUGACGGAGGAAGUGGGGACUCGGCUGGUGCGAUGAGCCCGGCGACGCUGUUGAUGUCGCGCAGAUCACGUGACACAACUUAUCUGGUGUUGAAGCAAAUAGUGGAGGACUGUCCCUAUUUAAGCAUGGAUGCCUUGGAGGCAGUCUUCCCCUACACUCUAGUGCGGUGUGCAUUCCACAACUCACACCAGAAGGAACCCCCUCCGAGACCAGUCAGACAGUCAUAAGUGUCUAGACAAGUAGAACAAUAAAUGCAAAAAUUAACUAGAAAAACUUUCAUCAGCGAAGGAAUGAAAUUGUUCUAUAUUCACUCUCCAAAACCACUGGACCUUUCAGACAGACUUAGACAUGAAAAAACUAACUUAGUCUUCAUGUAUUUGAUCUAGCGUAAAUAUUUAAGAACCUGAAUUAAGACAAUUUGGUGAUAAUAACGGAUUGGCGUUUGCUUACGUUAUAUUUUUUUACAGAGCUUUGACUUAGAAUCCGAAUUUAAAGGGCUGCUGCCUCUGUAAAAUAAAAAUUCGUUCCUAUGCUUGUUUAAUUUUGUUUAAGUACAUUUAUCAAUGCUCAAACUAUUGAAAGUUCAUCUGUGCUCAGCAGCGUUAUACCCUAAUAGCUUGUGAUGUAUCAAGUACAUGAUGUGUGCGACUUGUAAUCUGAAGACAGAUCAUCGGAUUAUUCUGCCAGAAAUAUCGGUUUUUCGCAUGACCCACAUGAAUGCCAAGUCUUCUAUUUUUUGGCUUAACUGUCAUCCUGUUAUAAAUUAUUUUCAUCUCUUGUUUCAGCUUGACUUUGACUCAGUUUAAGUUUGAUUAAAAUAUCACAUAUAUGGAUGUUGAGAUAACUUUUUUCUACUUCAAUUUUGUCAUAAACAAGCAAGAAAACAUCAGCCUUAAUUUCUGUAAAUUAUAUUUUAUACACGCACUAAUAAUUUCCAUUCAAAUAAGUCAUGUUUCAAAUUGUAGAUUAAGUUUUGUCUUGAAAAUUUAAAAAGUGUUGAUCUGGUUUUUCUUUCAUCAGCUCAUCCCGUGGUGCUUUCAAGUAUGAUAUUUAACAGCGAAAAAUGUAUUUCAAGCAAUAAAGGCGACAAACAAAA
Molecule: messenger RNA, 2104 nt
Organism: Symsagittifera roscoffensis
Lineage: Eukaryota; Metazoa; Xenacoelomorpha; Acoela; Convolutidae
Product: membrane-associated protein Hem-like
Biological process (GO): cell projection assembly; cell morphogenesis; cortical actin cytoskeleton organization
Cellular component (GO): SCAR complex
Source: RefSeq, a predicted model, not a curated record